Messenger RNA from Vicia villosa (hairy vetch), 1428 nucleotides. RefSeq names its product protein LNK3-like. Gene Ontology annotation, biological process: circadian rhythm; regulation of DNA-templated transcription. The record is from RefSeq and is a predicted model, not a curated record. The transcript is spliced from 7 exons. NCBI's taxonomy places the organism in Eukaryota, Viridiplantae, Streptophyta, Magnoliopsida, Fabales, Fabaceae. Bases 216 to 1094 code for a protein of 292 amino acids.
UUUCUUACAAGUGUCCCUUCUUUCUUAACUCUUCUUACAGUUUCCAAUAUUUUAUUCAAACAACCACAACAACAACAUCCUUAGCCGCCUCUGUAUUUUUUCACAAAACCAAAAACUCUUGGAUCCUUUCUGUGUUGAUUUCUUGCUAUAAUUUCUGAUUGGGUUGAUUUGUUUUGUUUUUCAUCGUCAAUCAGCUUUAAGAAAGACUAUUCGCCAUGGAUUGGUAUUACGGAUGUGGAACGAACGAUUUCGUUGUACCAGGUGAUCAAGAUCUAUUGGCUACACAUCCUUCACCGGAAAACUGGUCAAAAUGGGGGAUUAAUGCACCGGAAGGUUACAAUUCACCUAAGAAUUUCAUGAGCAUGGAUUCAAAUACAACAGAAGCAGAAUUCAACUUCGACGGUGAAAGUUUCAGUAACCGAGUCAAGUUCGAAUCGUCUUCCUAUGAUAAAGCUCAAUCUAGCAGCUCAAGUGUAUGUGAAGGAUUGACUGAUCAAUCGUUUCAACAAACAUCGCUUUCACGUAAUCAUCAUCGUCGUCAGACGAACUACCAGCUUCAAGAACUUUCAUCAAGUUUUGAACAGACAGAUGACAUUUUCUUGGAUUCGAUACUCGAAGAUUUUCCGUGUGCUGAAAACCUAAACAAGUCUUUUUACUUUUAUCCUGAAAACCAAUGCAGCAAUUCACCUGGUGGAUUGCAGAGAGAUAUGGCAGCUUCUGAGUUUCUUUCAUGCAACUCGAAUUCUGAUGAUUGCUUGAAUAUAGAGACACUCCGAAUCUUGGAUCAUUCUGAGCAAUUCAAUGGAGAUGAAGCAAUGCAUAAUCACUCAUCUAUUGAGGAAUCUACACUGCAGAAUCUCGAGGCAAUAAUUUCACAGUUCAAUGACAAGACUCGAAUUAGCUUCCGAGACGCACUUUACCGCCUUGCCCGAGACACAAAACAACAGCACCCCGCAGACGAUCUAGACGGUGAUAUUAGCAUGCAAGAAGCCCUGAGGUCUGACGACCAGCAACCGAUGGAAUCAGAAACCAACAGUGUUGACAGAGCGGUCGCGAAUCUCAUGUUCAACGGAACCGCAUACACCGAAUGCUGAUCAAAUGCUGGAGUUUUGCUUAGUCAAUAGAACUCUGAGCUGAAAGCUAUAUGAAUGAAUAAGUAAAAACCAAUUCCCUGUAAAUAUUUCAGUUUGCACCAGAAAUUAUAAGUAUUAUGGAGCUUUUGUUGAAGGAAUAGCUGUUUGUACCCAGCAAAAUUUUGGUUGUAAUGUAAGUGAUUUUAGUUAAGCUAGGUUCAGGAUUCUUAGGUGUUUUGCUUAGUGUGUUUAUGAAUGGAUUUAUUACUAAUUAGCUAUUAGUGAUCCACUAAUCAGGAUCUUGAUACUUUGUCUUAUUGUAAAUGAGUGAAUCUAUCAACUAGCUGUUUGAAAA